Messenger RNA from Erigeron canadensis, 1649 nucleotides. RefSeq names its product 4-hydroxy-3-methylbut-2-enyl diphosphate reductase, chloroplastic-like. Gene Ontology annotation, molecular function: metal ion binding; 4-hydroxy-3-methylbut-2-enyl diphosphate reductase activity. The transcript has 10 exons. Gene Ontology annotation, biological process: dimethylallyl diphosphate biosynthetic process; isopentenyl diphosphate biosynthetic process, methylerythritol phosphate pathway. The record is from RefSeq and is a predicted model, not a curated record. NCBI's taxonomy places the organism in Eukaryota, Viridiplantae, Streptophyta, Magnoliopsida, Asterales, Asteraceae. Bases 130 to 1512 code for a protein of 460 amino acids.
AGAUACACGAACACACACACACACAAAGAAAAUAAGGAAACUUUGAAUCACGAUUAAAUAAUUCACACUCAAUUCCUCACUACUUCAACAAAAUAAUAAAUAAAAAUAAAAAAUUAAAUAAAAUUCCUAAUGGCUUCAAUUCAAUCAAUUACAACUCUAUCCACACGCACAGAUGUUACUCCUCCUGUCAUCCGAGUUUUCCGGUACCGGAAGCCUUUCUCCGUCCGAUGCUCCGCCGGAAAUGCUUCGCCGUCGGUUUCCACCGGCAGUUCCGAAUUUGACGCGAAAACAUUCAGGCAUAAUUUGACUAGAAGUGAGAAUUAUAACCGGAAAGGAUUUGGACAUAAAAAGGAAACACUUGAACUCAUGAAUCAAGAGUAUUUUACUAGUGAUAUCUUAAAGACUUUGAAGGAAAAUAACUACGAAUAUACAUGGGGAAAUGUUACUGUAAAGCUAGCAGAAGCUUAUGGCUUUUGUUGGGGUGUUGAGCGUGCGGUCCAGAUUGCUUAUGAAGCCAGGAAACAGUUCCCUGAUGAGAAGUUAUGGAUUACUAAUGAAAUUAUUCACAAUCCAACUGUUAACAAGAGGCUAGAAGAGAUGGAAGUAGAAGUAAUCCCCAUUGAGAAUGGAGAGAAACAGUUUGAUGUCGUAGAUAAGAAAGAUGUCGUGAUUCUACCUGCUUUCGGAGCUGCAGUACAGGAGAUGUUGACGUUGAGUAACAAAGAAGUACAAAUAGUUGAUACAACAUGUCCUUGGGUGUCUAAGGUGUGGAAUUCUGUUGAAAAGCAAAAGAAGGGGGACUAUACUUCCAUGAUUCAUGGUAAACAUAACCAUGAGGAGACCAUAGCUACAGCAUCUUUUGCAGGGAAGUAUGUUAUUGUGAAGAACUUGGAUGAGGCAAUGUAUGUAUGCGAUUACAUACUUGGUGGUAAACUUAAUGGAUCUAGCUCAACCAAAGAAGCUUUCCUGGAGAAAUUCAAAUUUGCUGUCUCUGAGGGUUUUGAUCCAGACAAGGAUCUUGUUAAAGCUGGUAUGGCUAACCAAACUACAAUGUUGAAGGGAGAAACAGAGGAGAUAGGGAGAUUAUUAGAGAGGACUAUGAUGCAAAAGUUUGGAGUCGAAAAUAUCAACAACCACUUUAUGAGUUUCAACACCAUCUGUGAUGCUACACAGGAGCGACAAGAUGCUAUGUAUAAGUUGGUUGAUGACAAUGUAGAUCUCAUGUUAGUUGUCGGUGGGUGGAACUCGAGCAAUACAUCACACCUAUUAGAGAUUGCAGAGGAGCGUCAGAUUCCAUCUUAUUGGAUUGACAGCGAACAAAGAAUAGGCCCUGGACACCGAAUAGCUUACAAGUUGUUGCACGGUGAAUUGGUUGAAAAAGAAAACUGGUUACCAAAGGGACCUAUCACGGUUGGUAUCACAUCAGGCGCAUCUACCCCUGACAAGGUUGUUGAAGAUGUGUUACUUAAGGUAUUUGAACUCAAAUGUGAAGAAGCCCUGCAACUUGCAUAGAUCAAAUAUGUAUGUACUAAAGUAGAAAGUGAAAUAGUAUACUCGAUAAGUUUAUGAGCAUGCAAACAUGCUCUCAUAUGUUGUGACUUGUGACCAUGUUCCUCUAAAUAUAGUGAAUGUAUUGUAUGUAUUUAUUA